This is a messenger RNA of Pseudomassariella vexata, 1260 nucleotides long. RefSeq lists its product as uncharacterized. NCBI's taxonomy places the organism in Eukaryota, Fungi, Ascomycota, Sordariomycetes, Amphisphaeriales, Pseudomassariaceae. The coding region runs from base 204 to 779 and encodes 191 amino acids. The transcript has a single exon. The record is from RefSeq and is a predicted model, not a curated record.
CCACUAGCUUGUAGGACAAUGUGGGACGGACACCAUGGAACGCAUCAGUGCGCAACCUCUCGUUCCUCAUCUCAAGGAAAGCUCUCCGUUGUGACAGUUUCGCCACUCUUCGAAGACUUGCGCCAAUACAACAUCCAAUGCUCCAAUCGUGAAUCCUCCAUGCCCUAAUAGAACCACCAUCACCCCGUGUCACCCCUACCAAUAUGGCCCCAUCCGACAAAAUAACCGGCAAGAACCUAACCUACGACCAAACCCUCCCACCCUUCCUCGCCGCCCUCCGCGGCCAACACACUGGCACGGGAUCCAACUCGCCCGACCCGAUUCUCGCGGCGCGCCGCCGCCACGCCAAAGUACGCAGCGCGAGCGAGGAGGCUGAAGACGCGCCUGUAGUUGUCGAUGAGGAGGGUAAUGUCGUUGAUGUUAAGGUGACCGACGACGAUGAUGGGGAAGCGACUGCGAAUGGGAAUGGGAAUAAGAACAGUAGUGCAGAAGAAGAGAAAAGACGAGAAAUGGAAACGGCAAAAGAGCCCGAGAAAGUAGCUGUCAUCGGCGCAGGAAAGAAGAGGAAGGUGGGGAAGGUUGUUGGCGCUGACGAGGAGGAGGGUGAGGAUGCCGGAGGAGUCGAUGCAGCGAUUAGGAAGGCGGUCAAAGCAACACAGAUGAUUACGAAGCGAAGUGACGAGAAAAACGACGAUGCGAAGCCAGUGCGGAAGAUGGGGGAGAAGGGCGGGAAGAAGAAGGCGAAGAAGAUUAAGCUUAGUUUUGGGGAUGAGGGCUGAAGAGAUGGAAGGAUGGAUCGACAUACAACACGCAGAUUAAGACGGCAUGAUUAUGGAGCAGCUAGAACCAGAGCUGUUGUGGUAGACAUGACUCCUCGUACGCUCGACUUGUAUGGCCAUGCCCGCACAAGGACAUGGCCACCUCGGCGUCCCUCCCCAAGAUGCCUUAUUCUUCCAGGAGUCGACCGCAAGAUUUAGUCACUCAGGAUAAUGUCGCGGCGUCGACGCCAGACUAUCUAUGUCUGCAACUGGACAAGCCACUGCACAGCUUUCUAUACCAGCUUCCGCUCGAGAUGGAAGAAGACGAGUGAGGCAGGAUCGCAAUUCGGGGUACCUCUGUUGCUCGCGCCUGAAUAUGGGGGAUGGAAACCCAACCAUUCAGACAUGGCAAAUGAAUGUGCCACCCCCGGGGCCCGAGUGCCCAGAAGAGGAAGAUGCUGUCAAUAUACAUCCGAUACCACGUCGUCUCAUGUCAUAAUAC